AUGGAAGGAAACAAAGAUGAAGCAUUAAGAUGUAUAGAAAUAGCAAUUGGAAAGAUGAAGGAUGGGAAUAAGGAAGGAGCCAUCAAGUUUCUCAAUAAGUCGUUGAGCUUGUACCCAACGGAUCGUGCCAAAGAUCUGAUAACGAUUUAUACUUCAAAGACAGAGGAAACGACAAGUUCAUCUUCAACACCUAAAAGCAAUACUCCAUCUCAAUCUCCUUCAUCAUCAUCAUCACCAUCCUCUUCAUCAUCGUCAUCUGCACCUCCACCCGAAACUAAAUUUAAAUAUACAAAAGAACAAGUUGAAGCGAUCCAAAGAAUCAAAAGAUGCAAGACACAUUAUGAAGUAUUGGAUAUUCAAAAAACUGCUGUAGAAACUGAUAUUAAAAAAGCAUAUAGAAAGUUGGCAUUACAAAUGCAUCCUGAUAAAAACCAUGCUCCUGGGGCAGAUGAAGCAUUUAAAAGAUUAAGUCAGGCAUUUUCAACAUUAAGUGAUUCUUCAAAGAGAAGAACUUACGAUUUACAUGGUGAUGAACCAUCGGGAGGGUUUGGAAUGAGACCAGCGGGUGGAUUCCAAAGAGGUGGAGGAGGGGGUGGUAAUGGCUUUUUCGAUGAAGAAGAGAUAUCACCAGAGGAUAUAUUCAACAUGUUCUUUGGCAUUCCAACAAGAGCGGGUGGCGUAAGACAUCGUGGCCCUGGAGGCGUCAGUUAUCAAUAUUAUUCAACUGGGUUUGGAGGAGCACCAAGAACCAUGCAUCGUCGUGGUGGUGGACAGGCAGCCGCUGCUGGAGCAGGCGGUGGCGGACAACAACAAGGAGAAUCAUCCAUCUUUUCACUCUUAAUGUUAAUCAUUCCAUUAUUAUAUAUAUUAUUGUCUUUUUUUGGAGGAGGUGGUGGCACUCCGGCCCUGUAUAGUUUGUCGCGUACAUCAACGUUUCCAGUUGAACGUGCUUUUAAAGUGACACCAAAUGUAAUGGCCGAAUACUAUGUCCGCGACAACCGGUUUGUAGACCACCUUCGUGAAAAGGGUAUCGCGCUCGACAAGCUCGAGGAAGAGGUGCGCGGCCAAUGGAUAUCAAACAUGCAACAGGUAUGCAGGAAGAAAUAUCUAUACGAAUCCUAUCAAAACACAUUUUAUGGCAUGCAAUUUAAAGAAGAGUAUCAUAGAUAUAAAAGAGCUGGACUAUUUGAACAUUGUGAUCAAUUAGUAAAAGAAAAUAUUAUAUCGCGACAAUAA
Molecule: messenger RNA, 1236 nt
Organism: Cavenderia fasciculata
Lineage: Eukaryota; Evosea; Eumycetozoa; Acytosteliales; Cavenderiaceae
Product: DnaJ-like protein
Exons: 3
Coding region: 1-1236 (411 amino acids)
Biological process (GO): cellular response to misfolded protein
Cellular component (GO): endoplasmic reticulum membrane
Molecular function (GO): Hsp70 protein binding
Source: RefSeq, a predicted model, not a curated record